Cyprinus carpio (common carp) is the source of this 1526-nucleotide messenger RNA. Its product is annotated as gastrula zinc finger protein XlCGF57.1-like. Lineage: Eukaryota; Metazoa; Chordata; Actinopteri; Cypriniformes; Cyprinidae. The record is from RefSeq and is a predicted model, not a curated record. The transcript has 3 exons. Bases 123 to 1526 code for a protein of 467 amino acids.
AAAAUGAGAAACAUCAUGAUUUCAAAACUGAAGAAAAAUCAAGUAGUUGCUCACAUGAAAUUACUUCAUCAUCAAAAAACACAGAAACCACAAAAACACAAGCUACAAACCUUAAUUCCCACAUGAAAAUUAAUACUGGAGAGAGACCUUUCACCUGCCAAACAGUGUGGACAAUUUUGCAAUGGAAAAGAAACCUUAAAGUCCACAUGAAAACUCACAUUGAAAAGAACUCCUUGAUAUGCCUUCAGUGUGGAAAGAGUUUUACACAGAAAAAAACACUUAAUGCCCACAUGAGAACUCACACUGGAGAGAGACCUUAUACCUGCAAACUGUGUGGGAAGAGUUACACAAGAAAAGGAGUUCUUAAGACUCACAUGAUAAUUCACAGUGAAGAGAAGCCAUUUGAAUGUGAUCGGUGUGGAAAGAGUUUUACACUAAAAAAAAACCUAUACGUCCACAUGAGAACUCACACUGGAGAAAAGCCUUACACCUGCCCUCAGUGUGGAAAGAGUUUCUUACGUAAAGAAAACUUUAAAACUCACAUUAGAAGUCACACUGGAGAGAAGCCUUACGUAUGUGAUCAGUGUAAAAAGAGUUUUACUGAAAAGGGAACCCUUAAUGACCACAUGAGAAUCCACACUGGAGAGAAGCCUUUCACCUGCCCUCAGUGUAAAACGAGUUUCACGGUUAAAGGAAACCUAAAGACUCACAUGAGGAUUCACACUGGAGAAAAUCCAUUUGCAUGUGAUCAGUGUGGAAAGAGUUUCAGACAUAAUGUAAACCUUAAUAAUCACAUGAAGAUUCACUCAAGAGAGAACAGUUUUAAAUGUCAUCAGUGCAAAAGGAGUUUUACAGACACAAAUAAUCUUAAGAAUCAUGUUAAAAUUCACAUAGGAAAAAAGCCUUUAAUGUGCCAUCAUUGUGGAAAGAGUUUUAGUCAGAAAAUAACCCUUCAGCUUCACAUGAGAGUUCACACUGGAGAGAAACCUUUUCACCUGCGAACAGUGUGCAAAGAGUUUCAGUCAGAAAAUAAACCUUCAGCAUCACAUGAGAGUUCACACUGGAGUAUCUUCAGCAGGAACUCACAAAGUCAUGGCGCGCCCCUUACUCUGCCCGCCUCAGAAACAUCUGCCUCUCACGCCCUCACUGCGGUCAACAGCGCGGGGCAGAAGGGCUAUGAAAAAAUCUUUCCAGUGGUGAAGCCGUGGCCACACACCUGUGCUUGCCUGCCACCAUUGGUUGGAAGUCUAAGGCGACCCACCCGUCCAAGCCAUGCCGGACGACUUCAGCUCUCGCGGGGACGAGUAUACGCCUCAGCCAGCCAGGCUGCUUCGGCACUGCACUCUAUGGCGGUGCUUCAAGUGUACCAGGCCAAGCUCCUCCGCACCAUGGACGAAGUGGGGCACAACCUGGCCACAUUUAAGGAGUUGCGCAGCGCUACAGACCUGGCCCUGCAUGCUACUAAGACCAAGACCAUCGAUGGCCAGCUUGGUGGUGUUGGAACACCACCUCUGGCUGAAAUCUGA